Messenger RNA from Antechinus flavipes (yellow-footed antechinus), 6679 nucleotides. RefSeq names its product ER degradation enhancing alpha-mannosidase like protein 3 (gene EDEM3). Gene Ontology annotation, cellular component: endoplasmic reticulum; membrane. The record is from RefSeq and is a predicted model, not a curated record. Gene Ontology annotation, molecular function: mannosyl-oligosaccharide 1,2-alpha-mannosidase activity; calcium ion binding. The transcript has 21 exons. Lineage: Eukaryota; Metazoa; Chordata; Mammalia; Dasyuromorphia; Dasyuridae. The coding region runs from base 242 to 3103 and encodes 953 amino acids. Gene Ontology annotation, biological process: endoplasmic reticulum mannose trimming; mannose trimming involved in glycoprotein ERAD pathway; carbohydrate metabolic process.
UGGGGGAGGGGUUCCUGGGGCUGUUGAGAGUGGAGGGCGGCGGCGCUGGCGCUGGGCGACCGGCUCCGCUGGCUUUGGGAAACAGUUCGGUGUCCGGCGCACGCUUAUCCUCUCCGCAUCCGCCCUUCCCGGCGACCCCAAGGCCCGGCUCCCCCAGGUCUACCUCCAACCCCCAGCCCGGCUAUGUGUCCCUCCGGCCGGGUGUAGCUGUUGCGCGUGCGCGGGACCGGCCGGCCGGGCCAUGAGCGGAGCCGGCGGCGGCGGCGAAGGCGGCGGUCCGGGCUGCGGGUCCCCUGCCGCCUGGCGGGCGGGAUGGAGCCUGGUGGCUACGGCCGCCCUGUGCCUGGUCUCCUCCGCCUCCGUGCUGGCGGCCGGAGCCGCACCCAUGAGUAAGGAGGAGAAGCAGAGGCUCGGGAAUCAAGUGCUGGAAAUGUUUGAUCAUGCUUAUGGUAAUUAUAUGGAACAUGCUUACCCAGCUGAUGAACUCAUGCCCUUAACUUGCCGGGGUCGUGUUAGAGGUCAGGAGCCAAGUCGGGGUGAUGUUGAUGAUGCAUUAGGAAAAUUUUCCCUGACACUGAUUGAUACUUUGGACACUCUUGUGGUAUUAAAUAAAACUAAAGAAUUUGAAGAAGCUGUGAGAAAAGUUGUAAGAGAUGUUAAUUUGGAUAAUGAUAUAGUUGUAUCAGUUUUUGAAACUAACAUCAGAGUCCUUGGGGGUCUCUUAGGUGGACACUCAGUGGCUAUCAUGCUGAAGGAGAAAGGCGAACACAUGCAGUGGUACAAUAAUGAACUUCUCCAAAUGGCUAAGCAAUUGGGUUAUAAGCUUUUACCUGCUUUCAAUACCACAAGUGGCCUUCCUUAUCCAAGAAUUAACUUAAAAUUUGGCAUGAGAAAACCAGAAGCUAGAACGGGAACAGAAACGGAUACCUGUACUGCGUGUGCAGGUACCUUGAUUCUUGAGUUUGCUGCUCUAAGUCGAUUCACAGGAACAUCAAUAUUUGAGGAAUAUGCUCGGAAAGCCCUUGACUUUCUUUGGGAAAAAAGACAGCGCAGCAGUAAUUUAGUAGGAGUAACUAUUAAUAUUCAUACCGGAGAUUGGGUACGCAAAGAUAGUGGAGUUGGAGCAGGAAUUGAUUCAUAUUAUGAAUAUCUAUUGAAAGCCUAUGUCUUGCUUGGGGAUGACAGUUUUCUGGAAAGAUUUAACACACACUAUGAUGCCAUAAUGAGGUAUAUCAGUCAGCCCCCUCUUCUGCUUGAUGUGCACAUCCACAAGCCAAUGCUAAAUGCUCGAACUUGGAUGGAUUCUUUGCUUGCCUUCUUUCCAGGUUUGCAGGUUUUAAAAGGAGAUAUUAGACCUGCUAUUGAAACUCAUGAAAUGUUGUAUCAGGUGAUAAAAAAGCACAAUUUUCUUCCAGAAGCUUUUACUACAGAUUUCAGAGUACACUGGGCUCAGCAUCCUUUAAGACCAGAAUUUGCAGAAAGUACCUACUUCUUAUAUAAAGCUACAGGGGAUCCUUACUACCUCGAAGUAGGGAAAACACUUAUUGAAAAUUUAAAUAAAUAUGCUAGAGUGCCUUGUGGGUUUGCUGCCAUGAAAGAUGUUCGUACUGGAAGUCAUGAGGAUAGAAUGGACUCUUUCUUCUUGGCUGAAAUGUUUAAAUAUCUUUAUCUCCUAUUUGCUGAUAAAGAAGAUAUUAUUUUUGAUAUAGAAGAUUACAUUUUUACAACAGAAGCUCAUCUAUUACCUCUUUGGCUCUCUACUACAAAUCAAACAGUCUCUAAGAAAAACACAACUACAGAAUAUACAGAACUAGAUGAUAGUAACUUUGAUUGGACGUGUCCAAAUACUCAAAUUCUCUUCCCAAAUGAUCCAAUGUAUGCCCAGAGCAUUCGUGAACCUUUGAAAAAUGUGGUGGAUAAAAGCUGUCCUCGAGGUGUUGUCCGAGUAGAGGAGAGCUUUGGCAGUGGACCUAAACCCCCACUGAGAGCCAGAGAUUUCAUGGCCAGUAAUCCUGAGCAUUUAGAAAUCUUAAAAAAGAUGGGAGUUAGUUUGAUUCAUCUCAAAGAUGGAAGAGUGCAGUUGGUCCAGCAUGCAAUUCAAGCUGCAAGUUCACUUGAUGCUGAAGAUGGUUUGCGAUUCAUGCAAGAGAUGAUUGAGUUGUCUAGUCAGCAACAAAAAGAACAACAGUUACCACCUCGAGCUGUUCAAAUAGUUUCCCACCCAUUUUUUGGCAGGGUAGUAUUGACUGCAGGGCCAGCACAAUUUGGGAUGGACUUGUCUAAACACAAAUCAGGGACAAGAGGAUUUGUUGCAAGCAGUAAACCAUACAAUGGCUGUUCAGAGAUUACUAAUCCUGAAAUGGUGAUGGGGAAAAUUGCCUUGAUGCAAAGAGGCCAGUGUAUGUUUGCUGAAAAGGCUCGGAACAUCCAAAAAGCUGGAGCUAUUGGUGGCAUUGUUAUUGAUGACAAUGAGGGGAGCAGUAGCGACACUGCCCCUCUUUUCCAGAUGGCUGGUGAUGGAAAGAAUACAGAUGACAUUACAAUCCCCAUGCUGUUCUUAUUCAACAAAGAAGGAAAUAUUAUAUUGGAUGCAAUCAAGGAAUAUGAGGAGGUAGAAGUGCUUCUCUCUGAUAAAGCAAAAGAUCGAGCAACAAUAUUUAAAGGUAAAAUGCUUCCAAACUACAUUUUUGAUAGCAAUCUGGAAGUAGAAAACAUGGAACAAAAGUCUUCUGAAAAUGAUUCUGAGAAUCAAAAAUCUGAAAAGACUACAUCAGGUUCUCAGGACCUUAGUUCAGUCAGUCAGGAGUCUAUAGAAGAAAGUUCUCCUGUUUCUCAACCAGAGUCUGUACCUCCUGCUGACGUGGACAGUGCUAGCAUUUUGUCUUCCAAAGAAGAUUCCUGUCCCACUGAAAACCAUGAGACUGCAAUCCAUGACAGUGAAUGUACAGAAUUAGAUAACCAGCCUCAAGAACAAUCAAAAACUGAGGAGGAAUCUAGCCCUAAUGUUAGCUGGGAUAAUAAAGUCCAGCCUAUGGAAUCCAUAUUAGCAGACUGGAAUGAAGAUAUAGAAGCUUUUGAAAUGAUGGAAAAAGAUGAACUAUGACUCACAAAAAAAAAUCUUCUGGUGGGUAUUUAAAAAGGGAAAAAAAGUGAACUUUGGUUAAGGUAGACCUUAAUGCCUAGGAAGGCUCUCAUGUGGGAGUUGUUAAAUAUGGUGAUCGAGCAACCAGGUUCUGACUGGAUUAUUUAAAAAUCCUAGAAAUCCAGUGCAUGCUAUGUUAGGAUUGGCCUUGUUUAAAACUUUUUCCCAUUAGAAAGAAAUGGGAGCUUGCUGUUUUCCCCUCCACACAUGGCAGCAUUGCAACACAGUGAUAGCAUAUCUCUGAUUUAGAAGUAAUGGGCAUUCCUGGGCAUCGGGUUGACCCAGCCACUAAAAGAGAGAAGCAUGAAUGCAUUUGGUUAAUGUAAUAGCCCUUAUUACCUCCUGGCACUAGUUUUGAGAGGUUGGGUUGCCUUGUAAAGACAAAGGUAGGUAAGUACUGUGAGCAUUCAGGAGUGUGUGCUGCCUUACAAACACCACUACAAUUGGUAAAGUUUGUUACAAAGCAAAUAUGUUUAUAUUAACAUUUUUGCUCAUUAUUUUCAUUUGUUUCUUUCACUGGCAAAAGAACAAGGUAACGUGGGUGUUUCUUCUUGACAUUGCCCUUUUUAUACAAACCAAAGGUGAAGCUAAUCUGCUUUCUCAGUGAAUUUCUCUGUAUGGAAGCCUAUCAGUGGGACCAGGCAAAUAGGUCAUUGUAAUAUGUUAUGGAAAAUGGUCGCUUAGUACUCUUGAAAAAACAGGGCCAAAAAAAUAUAUAUACAAUUUUGCAAUACAAACUUCCUUUUGGGCCUGCCAUGGUAAAAGCUUUUAAAGCUAUAACUACUCAUUAACACUAGAAAUUAGUGUUGUUCUCUGUUGUAGACUAGACCACAAGUCUUUUUUCAGUUCAUUUCUCUUGAAGAUGUUACCUCUAAACAUCAUCAGCCUUAUAAUAUAUCACACUUUUAGUAUGCAAUUUGAGCCAUAAGGCCAGUAUCACCAACAACUGAUUACAUUUUAUUCCAUAUGUCCAGCUUAUUAGAGCCAUGAUAAAACUAUGGUGGUGAUAUAUAAAUCCAGGGAUAACUGGUUUUGUUUUGUUUUAUUUUUUUCCUUUGAGGGCUUUUCCUUUUAAAGUUACAAUUAGGGCUAUUCACAUUUUCUGUUGAAUCAUGUUUUUCUUAUAAGUAUUCUUUUGAAUGGGUACCAGAAAAUUUGUGGUCAUCUAUGAAGAAACUCACACAAUAGCAACUAACGUAUAACUUUUAAGAAAAACUUUAUUUUGUGGCAGUCUAAUAUUAGCCACAUUUAACAAGUGUUUGGUUAAUUAACUUUUGAUUUCUGUAGACGUCUUGUUUAGCAGUAAAUCAUGGCUUAAUUUUAUAAUUCUGUCCAAACAUUUAUGAAUCAAUUUAAAAGUUUAUAAGAAAGGCUUAAAUCUCUUUUUUUUUUCCCCUUAAGCCCUCCGCCUGCCUUUUAUCAUUUGGCAAAAUUACUAUUUUUUCCUUUAUGUACAGUUUUGUGGUACUGGUGAACUUCUAACGGUAUAUGCAGCUAUUAAUCAGAAUAGCUGUCUGGCAUUUGUAGUUAUGUAUAUUCAUGUACAGUAUGACUUAGAUCCCAGAUAAAUGGUGUAUUCUUUUGUAAGGGGGAAGUAAUUGCUUUAAAAAAAAUUCUAGUUAAACAUAAUUAAGGCAGGACUAAAUUAAAUCUAACGAGAGUUCACUUUAGAAAGAAAUUGGUAGCAAACAAGAUCUUCACUGGCCCUUAAUUAAGUCUUACUCCAAAAUAGUCUUUCUGCAUGUGAAAUUUGGUGAAGGUAAAGCUCCAUACUACAGAAUAAAGCCAGACAGAUAAAGUGCUUUGUCAAUCUUGAUUUAAAAAACUGCCAAAACAGCUGAAGCUUAAUAGUACUUGACUUGCCUUGAUGUGAGGGGGCUGGGGCUUGGUGAGGAGGAGCAGAUGGUCUUCCAAACUUGGACUAUGGGAGCCUUAUGUGCACCACUUUGAUUGUUGUAGCUUAGAGCCGUUACUUCCAGAAUCUAAGCUUUCUGAAUUACCAAAACAAAGUAAUUCUUUUUCACCAAGAACCCAGCAUCCCAGGGAAAUCAUCGGUGAGUGAAGACCUGCUUGCUGCCACACUUCCCUCCUUUGGCCAGUAGGGGGACCUCUUUCUUUUCUUUUGGGUCAGAAAGGCACUUGUUCUCUUGUUUUAAGGAUUUGAUUCAUUUUAAAAACAAAUAAAAACCUUGAUAAAUUAGGCCAACUGCUUUAAAAAAUUACAAUUUUUAAAUUUGUCAUUAGGAUAAUAAGGUAGUUUUCACCUAACAUAGCUCAGUUGUGUCAUUGGCUAUAAUUUGCCAGCAUUAGGGUCUUAAACAAUUUAUCAUACUGCCACAAAAUAGUCUUUUAUUUCAUUAAGAAGAAACCCCAGCAGUAUCAAGUAAGGUUUUUGGGUUUUUUUUUUUUUUUUUUUUUUUUUUAACAUACUCGUAUAGAUUAAUUGUUUCCUAUAAAUUUGGGAGACUUAAAAAAAAAAUCCUGAACUUAGAAACAUCUGGUCUACCUCAGUUAAAUGUUGACUGCCUGGAGGUUGAGCUGAAGUGAUCACCAGAGCCAUAAAAAUAGUUUGACCAGGAGGAAUUUGCACUCUGUUUACAAACCUGGAAUCAAGGAUUUUAACCUGAAAAUUAAGUUAGACAUGAAGGAAAAGGGCAGGAAGCAAAAGGGGAUAAUUUAAUUCAGGUAUUUUCACAUUUAAAAAUAUAGAAAGAAAUAACCUACUAGAAAGAAAACUAGAGUCUCAGCCUGCUCAUAACUGUUCUUUGAACCAUUAGCAUCAAUCUUCAGUAAUUUUUCUUUGACACUUCCAAUUAUAAGAGAAUUAUAAUUUAUCAGAUGUGGUUGAAUGGGGUGGGGGGGUUUUGUUGGGUAUAUGUUUUAUAGACUCCCAAGGACAGUAGAGUUCUUUUAUCAGAACCAAUCAUUGUAACAUUUUCCUUAAAUAUUGAAUCAGUUAAAAAUAGAGAGUUUUAAAAUCAUACUCUCUAAUUUAAGUCAGUUCUUAUUCUCUUAAAGAUAUUUAUUGUCUACUUUUAUUUAUCAUUUUGUAACUGUUUUACAAUAAAAUUAACAUUUGUUCUCCUACCAAACCCAAUAUCCAACUCUGCAGAAAGCUCAGCAUUAAUCAAAUGUUGUUCAUAAUUUAGGGGUGGGGGUGGAUAAGAAACCUAGUAAAUAUUCCAAUAGUUUGUUUUAUGCACAAGGCUUCAGUCAGAACAUAGAAAAAAAAAACAUUCUGUGAAUGAAAUAUUGUAUGUUCAGAUUUUAUAAAAGACAUUUUUAAAAGCCCAAUUUACAGCCGUAUAUUUUCUUAUAAAUGUAAUUUAUGAAAAAAGAUGUCUGUACUAACAGGUGCUGUAACACUACUGUUGGAUUUUACUGUUUGGUGAUAAAUGUAUACAAUAUUUCUAAGGAAAACUGUGUACUGUGAUGUAAAAGUCUGGGCAGAAAUGUAUAUAAUCCUUGUAUAUAUAAUUGUGUAUUUGAUUAUAAUUGCUGAUUGUAAAGAUUUAAUAAAAUAUGUAAAUAUUCUAA